AUAGUUGAGGGCAGUUACGUGAUUUUACUCAGUUCCUAAGAAAUUAGGAGUUGAUCAGGCCGUGCCAAAGUUGGUGUUCAAUUCUUUUUCAGCUAGGACCAGUGUUGAAAAUUUUGCACUUGCUGACCGAGUGUAGCCUACAUUAAACAUGGAACAGAAAACCAAGAAUGUGAUCAUCUGUCUAAUAGUCGUUGGAAUAAUCGUCUUCAUCGGAGCAAUGCUUGGGACUUCUUUACGCAAGCUCAGCACAGAAGAAGUUGGUGUUGCAUACAAUAUUCAUCAGAAGGAGCUAUCUUCCGAAGUGAAGAGAGAAGGGCUCCAUGCCGGCUCGCCAGGCUACAAAUUUAUUAUAUUUCCCAGCGUCUUUCAGAGUAUAAUUUUCAAUGAGUUAGAGUGUCUUAACAGGGAAGGCAUUGAGAUAAAGUUGAACGUACAGUUUCAGUAUCGAGCGCGGCCGAACAAUCUCCGAGAGAUCAUUUUGCAGUUUAAGGACAAGGAUAAUUACGUCAAACUGCUCAAGAGCAUUAGCGAGUCCGCCAUACAUGACGCCUGUAGUUCAUUCAAUACCACGCAGCUUCAAGCUGAACGCGCUUCCUUUCAAGAUCUUGUUCGUAAAACCAUUGGACGGAGAUUUGACAAUGCAUGGGCAGAUGUUGAAGACCUUCAGGUUCAAAACAUCAUGCGUCCAGAUUCCUAUGAAAAGGUUAUUCGCACGAAAGAGGCAGCCAAAGAAAAUAUCAAGGUAGCUGAAAAUGAGCGCCCUCGGCUACUAGUAGAAGCAAAGUCUGACAGAGAAGAAGCCAUCAAGCAAGCGCAGAUAACAAUUCAGCGCGCAGAGUCCGAGGCCAGGGUGCUCUUGACCAAAGCCAACGCCGAGGCAAGUAGCAUACGAGCAGCGUACGAAGCAGAAUCCGCGGCAUUCCAGAAGCUCAAGAGUGAGACGCUGAGUAACAGUGUGGCGGGGCUACUGUCUUACCUUGGUGUGAGACUUAUCGCUGAGAACAAUAACACCGUUAAUCUUGCCAUAGAUGCUCCGGCGAAAACCAAGUAUACUUAUACUUAAACGGACAGUGUAAGUCCUCGCACUCAACAGAGACAGGAUAACUGAAGAAGGAAGUUUGCGUUGAUUUGUUACUGUUUGGUAUAGAUUUGCACAAUGCUGCGUUAAUUUGCGAUGAUUUGCAGGCUUCACUUAGAUCAAGCACAAGUAUGCUCGCAAGUCGAGAAAUGCUUUCCCCCUUUUUUCUCACUUUGGAUUUUCAUGCACGGCUUUCCUAAAUGGCUGACACCAAGAUAAUAAAAUGGCCACUCGACAAAUGUAAAAAGGAAAAUAAAAUAUUUAUUGCGGGAUGCCAA
Orbicella faveolata is the source of this 1356-nucleotide messenger RNA. RefSeq lists its product as uncharacterized. The record is from RefSeq and is a predicted model, not a curated record. NCBI's taxonomy places the organism in Eukaryota, Metazoa, Cnidaria, Anthozoa, Scleractinia, Merulinidae.